GCCCGGCGCGUGGGCCCAGUUCCGCUCCUCCCGGCAGAGUCCGCUUGCCGACGCGGGCCCGCGCGGGCAUCCUGGAAGCGGCGGCGGCUGGAGCGACUGCGGACUCUCUCCAGGUUCAGCACUCAUUUGAUGACAGCCCCUGACACCAACUGACUCAGGGGCUAAGAUGGACCUUGUUCUCAGUGCUGCAGAUUACUAUUUUUUUACACCGUACAUAUAUCCAGCCACAUGGCCAGAGGAUGACAUCUUCCGACAAACAAUUAGUCUCCUGAUUGUAACAAAUCUUGGUGCUUAUAUCCUUUAUUUCUUCUGUGCAACAUUGAGCUAUUAUUUUGUCUAUGAUCAUUCAUUAAUGAAGCAUCCACAGUUUUUAAAGAAUCAAGUGUAUCGAGAGAUUAAGUUCACUGUCCAGUCAUUACCCUGGAUAAGUAUCCCCACUGUUUCAUUGUUCCUGCUAGAGUUGAGAGGUUACAGCAAAUUGUAUGACAACAUAGGAGAAUUUCCAAAUGGUUGGUUUCACCUCAUUGUCAGUGUCAUAUCCUUCCUCUUUUUCACCGACAUGCUGAUCUACUGGAUUCACAGAGGCCUUCAUCAUAGACUUGUAUACAAGCGCAUACAUAAACCUCAUCACAUUUGGAAGAUCCCCACUCCAUUUGCAAGUCAUGCUUUUCACCCAGUGGAUGGCUUCCUUCAGAGUCUACCUUACCAUAUAUACCCUUUUAUCUUCCCAUUACACAAAGUGGUGUACUUAGGUUUGUACAUCUUGGUUAAUAUCUGGACCAUUUCCAUUCAUGAUGGUGAUUUCCGUGUCCCCGAGAUCUUAAAGCCAUUUAUUAAUGGUUCAGCUCAUCAUACAGACCACCACUUGUUCUUUGACUAUAACUAUGGACAGUACUUCACACUUUGGGAUAGAAUUGGAGGUUCGUUCAAAAAUCCUUCUUCCUUUGAGGGGAAAGGACCGCUUAGUUAUGUGAAGAAGAUGGCAGAAGAAAAGUGCAACAGCCCUGCAGAAAAUGGUUGUAAAAAUGAAAAAUUAUGCAAUGGAGAGUUUACAAAGACUAAGUAAUUAUUUUGCCCAAUUAUUCUUAAAUAUUUUUAAUGAGGAAAAAUAAUCUAUACACAGCUAAGAUACAUAUAGCAAGUAAUUGGUAUCAUUUGAAAAUCAGCAUUGUGCAUUCUGCCGAGGAAUGGUCAUAAUGGUAGGUCAAAGAAAGAUGCCGUGAGCAUCAAGAUUAGAGUCUCGUGCUUAAAAUGCCAGAUGCUGGCCCAGGGGCAAUUUGUGUCUUUCCAGCCCCCAGAUCUGUAGUUUGUAUAGCCUCAACAACAAUUUUAAAUCAGAUAGAAAGUGCACUACUGUGGGGACUAGGCUAUAUCCUUUUGCCUUAAUCCACCCAUAUUCAUUAAGAAAAAUUCAUUGUGCUUCAUAAUACCAAGACUAAGCACCAUAAUCAAAGAAUACUAAUAUAAAGAUGGUUCCUUGUUCCAGGAAUGGUUACGUCUUCAAUAUUGGUAUGAAAAUGAAUACUCAUAGGACUUUGUUCAAGUGGAAAUGUCAAUGUGAAAAAAAAAAUUCUGAUAUAUUAGCAGCUACAUCGAUAACUUAAUGACAAGUAUAAUAAAAUGAUCAUCUUCCUAUACAUAGGAGCCUCAUUUUCUGGGGACAUUGUCAAAUAGUCCAUUUUACUGAUAAAUAAAAGGAAUUUUUUUAAAAAAUCCAUUCUACCAUGAUUUAAUCCAGAUAUGGGAUUAUUUAGCUAGAGAUAUUGAUGGCUCUCAUUUAAAACCUUAUUUAAUAAGCAUGAAAAUGUGAAUCUGAAUAUAGUUAGGGAAAUUUGAUGCCAAAGUAAUAUAUUUGGCACUAUUGAUAUUUUAAAAUAAAAUUUAUGCACUGCACUUUUGACAUGUUUCAAAGUUACAAAUCCAUCAUUGUUUAUAAAAGGAAAUAAUUGCCAAAUAUUUAGGUCUUCUUCUGAAGAUUUGUUUUGAAAUCUGAUUCUCUUGUUUCUUCACUUUUUCCUAUUGCCUCUGCAAAAAGACUUAAAUACUUUCAUAAAGAAAUGUGUGUGUUGUAACAUAAAUAUAUUGGAAAAACAUGUUUUGUAAAGGCACCCUAUUAGCUAUUUAUCAAUCAAUAAAAGUUGAACGUACUGUUAUUAAACUGUAUCAGUUAAAUAUUGUAAGAGCACAAAAUAUUCUGUGUGGAAAUUUGUGUCAAUUCAAAACCACAGAGAUGAUGUGGAUUGUUAAAGCUGUUUUAGAACAUUUAUAGAUGCUCAGUGUCAGUGGGAGAUAUUUCACAUCUUUAUUAGAUUUGAGUGUUUCAGCAGGAGACCAGUCAUAAAAUUUAAUGCCUGGGAUCCAGAAGAAAAUGUUUUUUAUCGUUACGUUAUUAAAAUGCUGUCUUACUUCACUGUACCAAUUAGCAUUUUAUAACACGUAAAUGCAGCUGAGUCCUUUUCACUAAUUCCCACCCCAACCCCAGUACUGCACUUUGCCCAAGAAAAAGAAGGAAAUUAAGAAGGAAUUUGUUUCCUAAUAAUUAUGACGGCUAACAUGCGUUGAACUUUUCUUCUUUACCAGACAUGGUUAUGAGUAUUUGACAUGAGGAAACUAGGACCCAGAUAAGUGAAGUAGCUUUUCCAGAGUUUAUUUCUUGCUCAUGUUAAGUUCUAUGGCAUGUUUCUGGUCAGGGGGCAGCUUCCUCCAUGACUCUUUGUUUCUCAGUCUGUAGACUGUCUUUACUGAAGAGGCAUAUGGGGGAAAAGAAAAUGUUUUCUCAUGGGAAAUUUCUCUGGCUAAAGCCUAGAAAUGGUGUGUAUCCUUUUUGACCACAUUCUUUGAACAAAACUGUCCUGUGACCACCUCACUGGAAGAGAAGUGGGGAAAUAUUCCCAGCUAUUUUCUGGGAGGAAGGGAAAUCCAGUUUCUUGAACACCUAGCCAGUUUCCCAUAUCCAUGUAGUUCACAACCCUCUUUGUGAGGGAAAUGGAGGAAAUAAAGUUAUCAAAAUGGUGAAUGAGCUCAUGAGUUUCUCUAUGCACUGGCUGUAUUAAUGUCUUUAAUUCCAUACCUCCAAUAUGGGUGUCAAAAUUUCCUCUAGCUUUGUAUUUCUGUGUUGCUAGUAGAGAGGAAAGGACAUCAUUUAUGGCAAGAGGAGGUCUAACUUUUAUGCAUUCUACCACAUUCUCAUAUACUCUAUUAUAGGAAUUGAGAGAAUGUUUUAUCUAAAUUCCUUUCUAUAGGAAUAACAAAGUGAAAGACUUUUCCUUGACUUUAAAACCUUUUAUAGUUAUAGGACAGAAAGAGAAAAUCAAGGUUACAUUUUCUACUUUGAUGGUAGAAACUGAGAAGUGGUUGGAGAUGUGAGAACACAUUUUACAAACUGGAGACAUUUCCUGAGUCUUCACCUUCCUCCCUGUCUCUGUAAGGUCAAAUGCUGUGAAUCUCUUACUUCUUAUCCCCCUCCUCAUAUUUCUUCUUCCUCCCAUCUUAUAGAAUUCAGGGACAGAGUUGGGAAAGAAUCACGAGUUUAGCUUUUGAUUCAUUCAGGCAAGUUAGUUACAGAGAGAUGAAGUCUAGGAGAAAUUCAGAAGAGAAAUUUGGAGUUAACCCAGGUAGAAAAGUUUGAAAUCAUGAGUUUUCCACAGAGAGCAUGAAAAAAGGUAUCUGAAGAAAUGAACCAGCUUGAGGAGUGCUGUGGUCUGCAUAUGUCCCCUAAAAUUCAUACUGAAUCACCAAUGUGAUGCUAUUAAGAGGUAGGGCCCUUAGGAGAUAAAGGUCAUGCCUUCAUGAAUGGGAUUACUGACCUUAUAAAAGAGGUGCGUGGGAACUCUUCAUUCCUUUUGCUCAAAUGACGUGAGGACACAAUAUUUGUCCCGUUGGAGGAUGCAGCAACAAAUCACCAUCAUGGCAGCACCACGUCCUGGCCAGAAGCCAGACCGCAGCACCUUAAUCUUAGACUUCUCAGCCUCUAGAACUGUGAAAUAAACUUCUAUUUAUGAAUGACCUAGUCUAAGUUAUUUUGUUAAAGCAGCAAGAAAUGCCUAAGGGAAGGGGAAAGAACUUUCUUUUCUUAUCCUUCUACCUUCCUUCAACCCAAAACAUUUGACUAGCAGUCUUAUUUCAGCACUUUCUUCUUCUGUCAUCUUUUAUUAUCUUGUGCACCUUAUUCUAGACCACACAUUACUUAAAAGUAGAGACUGUGUCUGAGUCAUCAUUGCAUUAAACCAUUCGUUCUCACACAAUGUCCAAGACUUAGGAAGGGGUCAGUAAAUACUUUGCUGAAUGUACUGAUGAAAUGUGAAAAUGUUCCCUUCAGCACACAUAUAAUGGACCCCACAUAAGUGCCAAACACUGCAGUAAAUGUGAAUAUUUAAUCUGUUCUGAUGCUCUUUUUUUACCCAACAAGUUGUUUCUCAUUUACUCAUUAGCUGAUAUUUGUUGAGUACUGUGAGGGACCCAAAAGGGGAAGAGUAAAGCAGGGUCAGUGAUGGUCCCUACAUCAAAAGAACGCUCCUUUUUUCCCCCUUCAAAAAUCAUAGCCUUCUCCUGGAAGCAGACAGAACCCACCAGUACCCCAGAUUCUGACCACAUAUAAAUCAGUAAUACACAUAUUGAUUAGGGGAUCAAAUGAACCUGUAUACCCAACUCUAGGCACAAUGCUGUAGAUACAAAAGGAUCCUCAAAGAUUCUGUUUGAUUAUAAUAAGAAAGCACAAACCUAGGAGGAGGAUCAAACUUCAUCUCGUAGUUAUUACCAAGAGUUUUAGAUUCCAAUAGCAAAGCAUGAGUCCUGGCCCUGCCACCUGUGGAUUGCAUGACCUUGGUUUCUACACCUAUAGAUGGAUGAAAACACUGUCUACCUAAUGAAAUUAAGUCAGAGACACGCAGGCUAUAAUACGUCUAAAUUGUGCUUACUGGUUUUCCUUUCAAAGUACAGAUUAUUGUCAUAUCUCAGAUAGGCUCUCAAUAUAAAUUGCAGGGAAAAAAAUGCCUAGAUAUGUUCACCUUAACAUUGGAGGGUGAAAGACAUUGAAGGAAAGCAGAGAAGAGGCCUCAGAAAAUCUCAUAAGGGGCUCCAGUGGUAGUAUGCUCCCCUAGCAUGCGUGAGGCCCUGAGUACAAUCCUCAGCACCACAUAAACAUAAAAUAAAGGUAUUAUGUCCACCUACAACUAAAAAAAUUUUUAAAAAUCAUAUAAAUAAAGUUAAAAUUUACUGUAAAUUGACUUUGUAAGAGUGAAAUAUCUAGAUUAUUUGUUGCUAUGUAAUUUCACUUUUAAAACAUUACUUCAAACCAUAAUGCUAAUAUAGAAGCUAUGGAGAUAAAACAGAAGCAACGUAACCUCCCUGAAAAGUAGAAAACAUUUCUUAAGAAAGGCAGGAAGGAAGCGUAUGAACCGCAGUCAGCUUUACUGUCGAGGCAGUAUGGAAAGAAAAAUACUUAGAAGUACUUGUUUUAAUAACUAUUUGUUUUGUUAAAAUACAUGCAAAAUUUGUUUUUUUCUGGGGCUGGAAUAAGCUCAGUGGUAGAGUGCUUACCUAUACGUGAGGCCCUGGGUUUGAUUCUGAGUAAAACCAAAAAAUAUGUAUUUUUCCCCACUUAAAUCUCUUUAGGUUAACUUGAAGACCUUACUAAAUUGUAAGUAAGGUAAAAAAAUAAGAAAUGGCUUUCUCAUUUUAUGAUUAACUUAUCAUUUGAUCAUCAAAUUCUAAACAUUUAAUACCAUUUAUGUAUUAGUUAUAUUUUCUUAAACAUUUGUUAAGAGAUUUAAUAUUUUGAUUCAGUACCCCCAAAGACAGACUUGGGUACUUGACAUAUUUUUCUAAGCACCUUGAUAUCUUUUGAUUACUAAACCAUACUUAAUCACAAAAUAGCAUAAUGGUAUCAGAAGUUAGUCACUUGACUGCAAAGUAUUCAUACCACAGGCUCUUAUUCGCUUCUCUCAUUUGUUAUGUUUUCCUCCAUUUUAAAGUGAUAAUUUUAUUCAGCUAUAUAUUUAGAUGAAAACUUGGCCUCCUGACAUGUACUACCACACAAAAACCAGAAACCUAGAAAUGGUGCACAUUCAAAUAUUAAGACAACAACUGUACUGAUUUUUGUCUGAUCUUCCUCAAGAUUGUUUUUCUUUUUGGUCAACUUAAUGGAGGUUUAAUUCCCAUACAAUAAAAUUUACUCAUUUUAACAGUACCAUUCAACCAGCUUGAACAAAUUCAUACACCAAUGUCAACUCCAAUCAAGAUCCAGAAGAUUUUCUUCAUCAGAAAAAGUUUCAUUUCCCUCUACUGGCAAUCUCACCCCAACCCGAGGUAGCCACCGAUCUGCUUUCUGUCACUGAAAGUUAAUUUUUCCUGUUUUAGAAUUUCUUUCAAAUUUAAUCACUUAAAUUGAUUAAAACGGUGUAUACUCUUGUAUUUAGCCUCUUUAGCGUUAAAUGCUUUGAGAAUCAUGCUAUUGCACAUAUCUAUAGUUUGUGCCUUUUUGUUACUGAAAAGUAUUCCAUUGUAGUAUACUACUAUUUAUUAAUCUGUUUAUUGAUGGAUGUUUGUUAUUUCCAGUCUGGAGUUAUGAAUAAAGCUGCUAUAAGCAUUUGUGUGCAAGUCAU
This is a messenger RNA of Sciurus carolinensis (gray squirrel), 6602 nucleotides long. It is a transcript of the gene Sc5d, whose product is annotated as sterol-C5-desaturase. Gene Ontology annotation, molecular function: oxidoreductase activity; iron ion binding. NCBI's taxonomy places the organism in Eukaryota, Metazoa, Chordata, Mammalia, Rodentia, Sciuridae. The transcript is spliced from 6 exons. Bases 167 to 1066 code for a protein of 299 amino acids. The record is from RefSeq and is a predicted model, not a curated record.